Penicillium atrosanguineum is the source of this 1140-nucleotide messenger RNA. Its product is annotated as alpha/beta hydrolase. Gene Ontology annotation, molecular function: hydrolase activity. The record is from RefSeq and is a predicted model, not a curated record. The coding region runs from base 1 to 1140 and encodes 379 amino acids. The transcript is spliced from 2 exons. NCBI's taxonomy places the organism in Eukaryota, Fungi, Ascomycota, Eurotiomycetes, Eurotiales, Aspergillaceae.
AUGACGCAAUCCAAGCGGACUGCUGCGCCGCGAUCUGAUAGGGCGUCGGUAGAAUAUUUAACCAUUCAGCGCAACAAGAGGAGUCCACCCGACAUCGUCGAUAUUUGGACACGUAUCAACAUCUCUCAGCCAGCCAUGCAUCAAAACCUACCUGAAGGAGGCCGGACUCUGGUGUACUCAACGAUCAGCGAUCAUGAGGUCAAUCUUGACUACUAUUUGCCCAACACCGACCGUGGGAGUCUGCCCGCUUUGAUCUACUAUCAUGGCGGCGGAAUGACUGCUGGCUCACGGCGCAGCAUGUUCCCAUUUUGGCUUUACAACCACUGCCAGGCGAAAGACUACAUCUUCGUUUCAGCCGACUACCGGCUCUGUCACCCAACCACUGCCCUCGAUCAAAUUGAGGAUGCCAAAGCUCUAUUCAAGUUUGUUGCUGGGGAAACUUUUAAUGACGAUCUGCCUGUCUCUAUCACCCUUGAUACCACCCGUAUCGCUGUCACUGGAUUCUCAGCGGGCGCCUAUUCUGCUCGUGCCGCAUGCAUCUACGCUGAACCGAAACCCGCCGUCCUUCUGACAGGCUACGGACUUGGAGGUAACUUGCUCCUGGAUCACUGGACUUCCGCCCGACCGCCGACAUCCAUUGCUGGGCUGGUCAAUCUAGAUGAAGUCCCGGCGUUACUGGCCGACAAAACUAUCGUCAGUGAUGAUACGCCGGCGAAUGGCCUCAUGUCAAAUCGCUUUGCUCUCACAGUGCGCUGGGAGCUUGACGGUACUAUACUAGAUGGCAUCUUUGGAAAGCCUGGACUGGGCGCGAUGUUCAAUUCCGUGGACUAUGCUCAACGAGCUAGCAUGAUUCCUCCCGAUCUUAAGCCAGGGUUCUUAUCGUCUUUUGUCACGAAAGAUUAUCCUCCAUCUGUUUUCGUGCACGGCACGACUGAUGAGGUUGUGCUAGACCGGGAGAGCAUUGACCACCAUGAGCAGCUUAAGAAGCUGGGCGUAAAGACGGAGCUACUGCUUGUAAAGAACGGAUCACACGGACUGAUGGACCUGACCUCUGGCCCCCCGUUCGAGCUUUCUAGAGCCGGGGUAGAGGCAUAUGCCAAGGCGUUGGACUUUGUAGAUGAAGUGUUCAGCGCGGUCUAA